This is a messenger RNA of Fomitopsis serialis, 1185 nucleotides long. RefSeq lists its product as uncharacterized. The transcript is spliced from 6 exons. The record is from RefSeq and is a predicted model, not a curated record. The coding region runs from base 171 to 1166 and encodes 331 amino acids. Lineage: Eukaryota; Fungi; Basidiomycota; Agaricomycetes; Polyporales; Fomitopsidaceae.
UAUCCGCGAUUUCCGCAGGAGCUGAUGACCGCAUUGCGAGUUCCUCCGGUUGGAUCCUUCACACUGACGAAGUGCCACCUGUUUGCCACGCUUGGUAUCAUGCUGCACUCGCGUCUCAGGUGGGACUCCCGCUCAGUUCCAGACCCGAGAAGCCUUGGACAGCUGCGCACAUGCUCUUGUCAAAUGGCAAUCGACCAUACGGCAAGAGAUUCGCACUCGUCACAACACUUUCCUCCGGAGUGCUGCUUUGCAGUAUAGCGGAAUCUCGAAAAGUGUCUCUCAGCGUCACACUGAAGCACCCACUUGCGCUUAAUUCAGUGGCCCACCCCUCGGUCCGCAACAGGCUCAAAACAAUCAGUCUUUUCCGAGUCGCUCGUAACGCAUUUUCCCCGUCGGGUGCUCAUCUCCAUGAAUACCGUCAUCAAUUCCUGUCGGACGUAUGUGCCACGUAUUCCACACAUUCAGCUCUGAUGUCGAGCCUGCAUCAGUGGCGGACAUGGCCCUGUACUCAACACAUGCACCCAAUCCCUCCAUGUUGGAUUUCGAGCUCUACGAUGUACCCGUGUCAUGGGCGUCGCAGCUUACGAACAGACUCAAUGCGCGAUGUUGUACCGCGACUUACUGCGAAUACACUCCUGACAAACUUGUCAAUGUCAAUCCGCUGGAACAAUCCAUCCCUCUCGAUGAUCCAGAGGGGCCUGGGUACCUUGCUAUCUGACAUCCAAAGCCCGCAUUUGGAGCAUUUCAGCAUUCGCAUUGACCUGUACCCCGAGACGUCAGAAGAUGGGGACAAAGCCUCCCUCAGCGAGACAGACCCUCCCGGCUCCACCUCCGCUUUCCACACUAAACUCUCUCGUAGUGUCUUUGACCAACUUCCAGGAUUUUCUAUGCCGGGCCGGCACUCGGAGUUCACUGGUGUAUACAUCGCGGUCGAGAUGAGGGAGGCUGAAACCGCCACAAUGUCUGCGAUCAAGUCACACAUGAUCACUCUAUUCGCGCCAUGGCUGGACCGCGGAGUCUUACGGCUCUCUAUCAGCCCCAAUCCAGACGGUGAACAGUUCGUCACUCGUAAUCCCUCAUCAGUACACUCAGACCUUGGUGAGUGCCCUGACUCUGUCGUCUGUAAGGGCGCAGCCGCGAUGCGCUCAGUGCGCUCAUCCGUUUGAGGCCGCAUGCCAGCAUCGU